CGGGCUCGCUGCUUAGCGCGGCGGCGGCGGCGGCGGCGGAGCGCGGCGGCUCCCGGGAGAGGGGCCUUUUGUCUGGAGCGGCGGCGGUGGGGCCCGGAGCGGCGAGCGCCGGCGUCUCUCCCCCAUCGCGCCCUCCGACCCCACUGCUUUGGCCGCACCUCAGGAACUGCAGGGGGUCCGGGUCCGGAGGCGGACCUCUUUACCCUUCUCAGGCCACCCGCCCACUCGGCCGGGCAUCGCCCGAAGCGGCCGGCAGCCCCGCCCCACUCCGAGCCCGCCCCCCGCCGCGCUGUGGGGAAGACCGGGCCAGCGUUUCCGUGCCGCCGCCUCGGGACCGGGGAGCCCUCGGGCCGAGCCGCUGUCGCCCCCCAGAGCAGGCCCCGCCGUCGCCGCCGCCGCCACCGCCACCGCCGCCUGGAGCUCCCUCGGCGGGCAGCAUGAAGAUCAAGGAUGCCAAAAAGCCCUCUUUCCCAUGGUUUGGCAUGGACAUAGGAGGCACUCUUGUGAAACUUGCUUAUUUUGAACCCAUUGAUAUCACAGCAGAGGAGGAGCAAGAAGAAGUUGAAAGUUUAAAAAGUAUCCGCAAAUAUCUGACUUCUAAUGUAGCCUAUGGGUUGACUGGAGUUAGGGAUGUUCAUCUUGAACUGAAGGAUUUGACACUCUUUGGCCGAAGAGGGAACUUGCACUUUAUCAGAUUUCCAACCCAUGACCUGCCUACUUUUAUCCAAAUGGGGAGAGAUAAAAACUUCUCAACAUUACACACGGUGCUAUGUGCUACUGGAGGUGGUGCUUACAAGUUUGAAAAAGAUUUUCGCACGAUUGGAAACCUCCAGCUGCACAAACUGGAUGAACUUGACUGCCUUGUAAAGGGCUUGCUAUAUAUAGAUUCUGUCAGUUUUAAUGGACAGGCAGAAUGCUAUUAUUUUGGCAAUGCCUCAGAACCUGAAAGAUGCCAAAAGAUGCCUUUUAACUUGGAUGACCCAUAUCCACUUCUGGUCGUGAACAUUGGUUCUGGAGUUAGUAUUUUAGCUGUCCAUUCCAAAGACAACUAUAAGCGAGUUACUGGAACAAGCUUGGGAGGUGGCACAUUUCUAGGUUUAUGCAGCUUACUGACUGGCUGUGAAAGUUUUGAAGAAGCUCUUGAAAUGGCUUCCAAAGGCGAUAGCACUCAGGCUGAUAAAUUGGUCCGUGAUAUUUACGGAGGAGAUUAUGAGAGGUUUGGCUUGCCAGGAUGGGCUGUAGCAUCUAGCUUUGGGAACAUGAUUUAUAAGGAGAAGAGAGAAUCUGUGAGUAAAGAAGAUCUAGCAAGAGCUACUUUAGUUACUAUCACCAAUAACAUUGGUUCUAUAGCAAGGAUGUGUGCUGGUAAUGAGAAAAUAAAUAGAGUUGUCUUUGUUGGAAACUUUCUACGUGUCAAUACCCUGUCAAUGAAACUUUUGGCAUAUGCAUUGGAUUAUUGGUCCAAAGGCCAGUUGAAGGCAUUGUUUCUAGAGCAUGAGGGGUACUUUGGAGCAGUUGGUGCUCUCUUGGGGCUGCCAAAUUUCAGCUAAAGCAUGGAAGGUCAAUAAUGCCAGCUGAAAAUCCGAAGAAUUAUUAUUGCAUUAUUUAAAUUGAUGGGAACCAAAGGACAAGGGGGGAAAACAGCAAUGUUGCUACUCAUUUUUAAAUGUCAAAAUGGUAAGCUGCUGAAUGUUGCCAUAUUAAAGUGAGAUCUUGGUAACAUGAAGCAUUUCCAGUUGAAAUGCUUUUGGGAUUUUGGUCUUACUCUUCUGUAUAUAGCCAGUAUUAAAUCCUUUUGAUGCAAUACAACCUCUGAGCUUCUCAAAUAUUUUCAUUUAUUUUUAAAUAGUUAGCAUUAUGAUACUGUAUGCUCAAAUAAAAAUCUUGAAGUCCCCACUUAGUUUAUUCUAAAUGUAUGUUAUAAGGAUAUCUUGCCCAUUUUUUGCUUACUUUUCAUUCCCUAUAUUGAAAAUUCACCAUGACAACCAAGGCAUCAUUGAGAUUCCAUUUUCUUGCGUAGAAAAUUUCAGGCAUUGAGAACCAUUAGUGCUUUUCUAAUGCAUUUUCUUAAAAGUUUCUAUAGUUGAGAGAUCCCAGCAGAAUUUAAAGUAUUUUCAAAUACCAUAAUGUAAUUAAAAUAUAGGUAUUUGUGAUACUCCAAGUGUAAGUUCUGACUAAUUUUUCAAUUGGUGCAGUAGAGCACUGUUCAUGGAGUCGAAUCAUUAUGCUUAAUACAUUUAAAGAUAAAACAACUAACAUUUGAUAACUUAAUUGGUGAUUUCUUUAAUAAUAACUAAUGUUUUGAGAUCAAAGUACAUCGCUCAAUUUGGAUGUUAUUUUCUCUAAUACAUUCCUUUCAACCCAGACUUCAGCCACUCAUUAUAAGGUCUGAACCAACAAGGCAAAAAACUUUGUAUCCCAUUAUGUGGGGGUGGGAUAAUUGAAAGAUUAGUUAUUUUGAAGCUUCAUGGGAUUCAGAGGCAGUAUUGCAGAAUCACAAAAGGAUCAGUGUUUUUGUACAUUCUGGCAAUAAAAAUAUAAUUCUAAUGUUUGUAAAACUUGUUGGUCUUGGAGUUUACCCUCUGUUUUGGAAUCAUUGUUUUUGGUAAAUUUGUGUGAAGUUUUUUAUUUUCAAAAUAACAUCAAAAUAGUUAGUGCAAAGUUCAUGAGAUUUGUAGGAUUUGGAAGGCUCAGAAUAUUAACCACCUCUUGACCUGCACCAUGAUGGUGCUCAUUACAAGAAAAGUGUUACGUAUUUGUAUAAAACCAAAAGCACAGCAUCAUUCAGCUAUGGACACAGUAGAGAAGACUUUCUGUUAUGUUUUUCAGUAGGCUAUAAUGUGCUAUUAUAGACCUUUCUCCAUGUAUCCUUUAGAUAUCAUGCUCAAAUAUUUACCAGACCCUAUUGAUCAUAAGAUAUUCCUUCUAUAAAGGCAUUCAUUUCUGAACCGUGGAAUUCUAAGGGAAAUUGGGAAUAAUGGGAAUGAUAUUUAAAAAGAAUGCAAUUAAUUUUAAACUGAACAAACUUCAGGUCAGAACAUGUUUUAAAAUCUCAAAUAAUAAUAGCGCUUUUCAUUUUUCUUGGUAGCUAUUGCGUAUUUCAGCCAUAUCUUCGUGAUUUCAUUAUUUUGAAGACUUUAAUUUGGGCUUAAAUUCAAACUGUAGUCAAAAGCACUAAAUGGAAAAUGUGACAUGUUGAUUUUUCUCAAAUUUCAACUGAUUUCAUUUAAAAAUUGUAUGGAUGUUGGUUGUCUUAAUAUGUUUUGGAAUUGGUACAUCCUGAAUUUUGGUCGUCUUAGUGGUGAAAUCACCAAACCAAAGAAGGAUGCAGUGACCAUAAAGUCUGGUUACUAUCACUGCUUUUUCAAUAUUUAUCCUUUUUUUUUUUUUUUUUUUUUUCAGGAGCAUGAGGAAAAUUCAUUAGCUAUAAAAGCUGUUAAGAUUAUAUUUUAUUUUAAUCUUUAAAUUCCCAAGAUUAGUCGCUGCAGGCCUCAAAGCUGCAUGCUUGAGAAAUAACUUAAACAUGGAAGUUUUCUGAAUAUGGAUUUUCCAAAGAGAACCCCACUUGAGGGAAAAGAAUAUAUGCAAUCCUGUCAGUAAAUAUUCUCCCACUACCCCACCUCCAUCUUUUUUUAUCCUGUGGUACUUCUGGAUGUUCCCAGUAAAUAUCCUAUAUCACUCUUAGCAUCCAGUGUUCUGUUAUGGAUAAAUUUUUAAAUAGCAAAAUACUUGUUAGGGCACACUUUCUCAAUUUCCAAAAUCACAAUUUUUUCACUAGGUCAAUUUGGCAAUUUCAGUGCCUUAAAUUCUUUCAACUUUGGUAUUAUCAGACGCUAACUUUCAGCAUCCAAGAAAUAGCCUACUGAGAGUCCUUAAUUGAUUUAUUUGUUGUCUCUACUACCUUGUUGAAAUAACUGUCUUAUACUUAAUUUUUAUUCCUAAGAAAAUAAAUGGGGAUAUAUUCUGAAAUUGAAGGAGCAUAGCAAUCUCAGAGUUACUCAAAAGGUGGUUUGAGAGGGAAGGAUUAGCCUUUUUUUCUUGGGGGGGUGUUGGGGGGAGAAAAGAGCAAGGUUUCUUUUCAGCGCUAAUCAAUUUACUUGUGGCAAAGUAUUAAUAGACAAUAGACCUGCUGACCCUAUUGAUUUUUGAGCACUAGAGACUUGUUUACUUUUAGCUUAGGCAAUAAAAACUUCACUGCCCUUAGUAGAACAUCUAAAAAUCCUUGAACAGCAUAACUUAACUUGCCAAAUAUCAAGAAUUUAUAAAGAUUUCAUGAACUUUUUGCCUUUACUAAUGCAAGUUUAAUAGCUUGUGUUGGGAGUACCAAUAGUUUUGGAAUGCUUAUUCCAUCUCAAAAGCAAUAUAAUGGACCAAGAAAAUGACAAUGAUUUUUUUUCCUUUAUCCAUGGUAUUAUUGGGUUGAAAGAAUUGUUUCUUGUUGUGUCCUUUUUUGUUUUCUUGUUUUAAAGGUAAAACUAAGUAGUAGUUCUGAAAUACUCAUUAUAACCACUGAAUUCUUCUUGGGAGAAAGCUUGUUUUUUGAGGGUGUGUGUGUGUGUGUGUGUUAUAGCUAUAAAGAAUUGACCAUACACUUUGUAUUUUUUUUUUUUUUUUUGAGCACUUUAUGCGUUUUAGAUAUUGCACUUGUGAAUGUAUAUUGGUAAUAAAAUCUUUCUCCACUAAAAGCCAUGUAUAAAGAAUAGUGAACAGAAAAAAAUUGAGUGUUUGGUUAUAUUUGUGCUUUUACUCACCAUUUGGUUCAUGAAGGAAACUGGUUUGCCUUUUCUGGUGUUACUAAAUGUUUUUUCCUACCAUUAUAUAAAAUGGCCUACCCAGCAAAAGUGUCAAUGAAAAUGUUCCUAUUUACACAGUAAAGUCUACUUUGAUUGAAACAUCUUUUCAAUACUGAAGAAGUUGUUGCCUUGGUUUUUUUUUAAGGUUGCUUUAUUCUUUUAACCCAUAUCAUCAAAAUGAACUUAGGGGAUGUGUACUUUAUGUAGUUUAUUUUUCAUUUAAGGAAAUGGUUUGCUGUGAUAGUAGUUUAUAUUGAACCUAGUAUAUACUUGGUAGAGACUUAGUUACUGUUUUUCCUUAAAAAUAUUUAACCUAAAUUAAGUUGCAAAAAAAGAAAUUUUAACAUUGAAGUAAACUUGAUUUGUAGUAUCUUAUUGUUUACAUUGGGUGAAGUUGUAUUCUAUUUUGUAAAUAGAACCAUCACUAUCUUAACUUCACUUCAACAGGCCUCGGUUUUCCUCAUGAAAAAUGAGGAGGAGGUUAGACUAGAUGGUCUCUAAAAUUUCUUUCAGCUCUUAAUUCUAUGUUUUUGUGAAAAUGCAUCAUCAGAAUCUUAAAGAGAAAAUGUUGUAUUUAAAUUUACAUACUCUAAUAUGCAAUGAAUUCCAAAUUCGUGUAAUACAUAUAAUUUGCCAGUGUUAAUAACAGGUACUGAAUUUGUAUUCUUAUCAAACUGAUCAUAACUAUCAUAACUACAAUUCUCAAAUUUAAAAGCUAUUUAGUGUUUUUACAAAGUGGAGAAAUUGUAAAGUAACAGCCUUAUUUAAGCUGAUUUGUAUUUGGUUAAUUUAACAGCUAUGUGAGUAUUUUGGAAAAUUUGUUUCCAGUAACAUCACUAGUUAAUGCUUUAUUUAUUUAUUUAAGAAUGUUUAGGGCACACUUAACAACUUUGUUUUUGACUAGUAGAAUUGAAAAUAGCUGAAGUUUAGGGGGGGGGGGAAGCAAUUAACUAGAUUUUCAAUGUAAACUGAAUCACACAAGCAUUAUUCUGAAAUGCCAUAUUUAUACAAAGGGGAAAAUUUCAUCAUUAUAAAUACAAACUUUAUCCUUCAGUGAUAGAACUGUUUCUAGGAUAUUGUAGUUUCCAUCUUUUUUUGGUAAUAGAACGCGUGUUGGAGGACUCAGGUACUUGUACAUUUAAUAUCAAACACUUGAUCCAUUCGAGAGUUUACAAAGGACAAAUGUAUAACUUGCGAACAUAUAUCAUAAAUUGAAUAUCUUUAAUUUUUAAAUAUCUUUAAAUCUUUAGUUGAUUGAGAAUAAUGUAAUAGAAAAAGAGCAGCUGUUCCCUUUCUGUUCAUAAUAGGAUUAAACAAAUGUAGCAGUGAAACAAAACUACAAAAAUCACAACCAGUGCUGAAUGAUGUUAGAAACUGAAAUGGGAAUGAUCUGUGUUGAGCAAAAGCUUAAAAAAAUUGUCAGUCUUUUCCUUUGGUAGUUAGAAUUUUAUUUCUGUCCUUCAUCUGCAUAUUAAUUCUUUGGCUUUUUUAAAAUGAUGAUAUACAUCAGUUUGCAAAAAAAAAAAAAAAAAAAACUGCAAAUUUUGGUUUGUGCUAUAAAUAUGACUAGGAUACAAUUAUUGAAUAUUGGGUAUAAUACUGAUUUUUAUCUUUCAAAUUUGCCAUGCUUGAAGUCCUGGUGCAUCUUUAAAUAAUCACUAGUAUCCUCAAUAGUUUCAACCUAGACAAUUUCUUAUAGAAAAUUAUGGAAAUAAAUUGCAUAUGCUGCAGUCUUUUAAUACUUUCAUUUCUACCUGGAAUGAUAUAAAUAUUAAUCUGAAGUCUAACCGUGGGAAAAUUGUAGCCUUCUGUUUUUGGAAAGGCUUUAUGUAUUUUCAAUUGGUAUUUAGAAAAUGAAAAAAAAUUCAUUCCAAAGAGCAGAAAUGUAUGUGCUAUUCUCCUUUCUUGCAGUAUUUUGAUGGAAUUAAUAACUUGAGGACAUGUGCAUAAUUUCAUCUGUAUAUAUUCUGUGCUUUGAGUGUAUAAAUUAAGCUAUAAGUGAAAAUAUUAAAACACUUUCUUAAAUUCAACUUAAUGCCCUUUUACUAACCAAAUUAUUCUAAAAAUAGUUUUGGCAUCCCUUAGAGAGAAUAGCUAGUUUUAUAAAUAUCAGAUUUUUUGUUUGGAUUCCCUUUAUCUAUAAAAGCCAUUUCAGUUUUAAAUUGCCUUAUUCUGUCAUAUUGUACUUGUCUGAAUUUUGUUUACUGUUUUGACACUGAAUCUGUGAUGUAAAAAUAUAUGAUGGACUAUAAAUUUUAUUCCUAAUAAAACUAAGUUAUACAGCAAUGUAAACUAUAAAACAUUACUUGUAAAUUGCCUAAUUUAUUUUUCAUCUUGUUACAUCAACAUGUACAGUUUCUUUGAUUCUCAUUAUGACUUCUGUAAACAUUCCCAUAUAAUUUGAGAUUUUCCUUAAUGCUCGUUUGCAUGAAUGAUGCCUGGGUUUCAUUCUGAUAUUGUAUUGCCAUUAUGCCAACCUCCUUAAUACCCUACAGACUUUUUAAAUAGUUGAUUUUGUUGCUCUUCUGUAUGAACAAUAGAAAUCAUGCUUUUUAUCUUUCCUAAUAAAAUUCUUUAAUAUUUACUGUGUAA
Messenger RNA from Antechinus flavipes (yellow-footed antechinus), 7385 nucleotides. It is a transcript of the gene PANK3, whose product is annotated as pantothenate kinase 3. Bases 438 to 1550 code for a protein of 370 amino acids. Lineage: Eukaryota; Metazoa; Chordata; Mammalia; Dasyuromorphia; Dasyuridae. Gene Ontology annotation, cellular component: nucleus; cytosol. Gene Ontology annotation, molecular function: ATP binding; pantothenate kinase activity. Gene Ontology annotation, biological process: coenzyme A biosynthetic process. The record is from RefSeq and is a predicted model, not a curated record. The transcript is spliced from 7 exons.